Caenorhabditis auriculariae is the source of this 11018-nucleotide messenger RNA. NCBI's taxonomy places the organism in Eukaryota, Metazoa, Nematoda, Chromadorea, Rhabditida, Rhabditidae. The record is from the annotation of a GenBank genome assembly.
AUGGUUCUGGUUUCAAAGGUUUAACGAUUCAAUUCAUCAGCAGUUGAAUGUUUUUAAUCGUUUCCAGGGAGAUUUCAUUUGGAUUGAACCCGGAAAGUCCGAAGGUUCAAUUCCACUAGGAGCGAGAGUUAUCGACCAGGACCAUGGUCGUCUCAAAGUAAUUGAUGAUCUGGGAAAUGUGAGUUCAAACGCAAUUUUUUUUAUUUCCUUUUCAAAAUCUCCUCCUAGCCUGAGAGUUUAACUUUUGACGGUCAAAGCGGAAUCUUAGUACGACUCCAAGAAAAAUCUUCUCAAGGGCAAGAUUUUGUCGCAACCCCAAGAGACAAUCAGUGAUACAAGACUUGCGGACUUAAUCGAUCGCGUACUUGACCUCAUUGUUCGUCCUACAACCGCCCAAAUACCUUCUUUUAUAGAUGUUUCCAAGCUGGUUAUCACCAAAUUUUAAACGGGCAAUCAGGAAAAAUGCUUUGCCCUUUAGAGUUGGAAAUUCCGGAAAAAAAGAAAGGAAUUGACACUGAAUCAAUAUUCCUAAUGGACAGCCUCACUAUAUUAAUAAGGCUUACGGAGGGUCAAAAGGAAAUUGUAAGAUCGAUCUCAAAAAAUUCCGUUUAUUGGUACAUCAAAUUUCGAAUUUUAGAUCAAAAAUUAGACGUAUUUCAACAAAACAGAAACAUCUCAGUAAUAAAUUUCACUUUUUGCAACUUUAUGAUGAUCAAGAAGUUAACUUUUUUAGGAACAAUGGCUAGGAACAGAUCGAAGAGUCCGCCUGAUGCAUCCGACAUCGGUCCAAGGCGUGGAAGACAUGUGUCAGCUCGGAGAUUUCCAUGAAAGCGCGAUCCUUCGGAAUUUGUUCAUUCGAUACAGAGAGAAGCUCAUUUAUGUAGCUAAUCCAGUGUUUGAUCCAUUUACAUUUUCUGUUCAGGCAUACACUGGCUCGAUAUUAAUCGCUGUGAAUCCUUACAUGGACAUUGCUAUCUACACCGCAGAAGAAAUCAGAAUGUACAAGAAAAAACGGAUCGGCGAGCUCCCGCCUCAUAUUUUUGCUAUCGCAGAUAAUGCUUAUUGGAACAUGCGUCGGGCUCGCAGAAAUCAGAGCAUUAUUAUCAGGUUUUGAUUCUCCCCUGAAACACAAAAAAUUGAAUUUUUAGUGGAGAGUCCGGUGCGGGAAAAACUGAAUCCACCAAACUGGUGCUCCAGUUUCUGGCAACAAUCAGCGGUCAGCACAGUUGGAUUGAACAGCAAGUUCUCGAAGCGAAUCCAGUACUCGAAGGUGACCUAAAACAAAUUUUUGUCAAAAUAUGAAUCAAUUUCCAGCGUUUGGUAAUGCCAAGACCAUCCGAAACGACAAUUCUUCUCGUUUUGGAAAAUAUAUUGAUGUCCAUUUCAAUGAAAGUGGUUCAAUUGAAGGUCUGUCUCUUUUAAUUUUUUCUGAUUAAUUCGUUUCUCCAGGUGCUAGAAUAGAGCAGUACCUUCUGGAAAAAUCACGAAUCGUGGUGCAGUCGGAAAAUGAAAGGAACUAUCAUAUUUUCUACUGCUUGUUGGCUGGUUUAAACAAAGAGGAGAAGCGGGAGCUCGAACUGGGGAACGCUGCAGACUAUUACUAUCUGGUUCAGGUAUCUAUUUUUUAUGGACUUGCUAGUUGCAUCUUCUUUUGUUGGAAAACAUCAAAUCGACGUCUUGAGUUUUUCAAAGUCUUAACGAUUGGUACAGUUCGCGUAAUAAAGAAACUGGACAAGACCUCAUAGAAGUUUUGGUUAUUUUUGAUUAUUUUUAACAGUUAUUGAGAGCUCUUUUUAAUGCGUCAAGUGUUUGAAAAUCUAAGAAAGGUUUUAAAAUGAUGAAGCUCAUGAAAAUUUUCAGGGAAAAAGCCUAACUUGCGAAGGUCGAGAUGAUGCGAGCGACCUUGCGGAGAUACGUUCAGCCAUGCGUGUCCUGAUGAUCAAUGCCCAGGAAAUCUGGAGCAUCUUUCAACUUUUGGCAGCUCUGCUUCAUAUUGGAAACAUCAAGUUUCGCAAUACUCCGACUGACAAUAUGGAGUCUGUCGAAGUGUCGGAUCCCGCAAACAUCGUGAGAAUAUCCCGGCUCCUUCAGGUUUUUUUUUUAAAUUAGAAGACUUGAAACAUUAAUGAUUACAGCUUCGCGAACAAGAACUGUUGAACGCCGUUACGACGAAGAGCUUGGUGACGCGCGAGGAGCGGGUUAUCUCGCGGCUUACAGGUUUCCUAUUAAUAAUAGCUUAUUGGAAUAGUUUGUUGAAGGACAACAAGCCGUCGACACCCGCGAUGCUUUGGCGAAAGCAAUCUAUGGGAAACUGUUCAUUCACAUCGUGCGCCGAAUUAAUGACGCCAUAUAUCGGUGCGUUAUUCUGAAAAAAGCUUUUCUUUAAUGAAACGAGGAUUCCAAUUAACUUUUCCCAUGUUUGUAUUCCAUUCUUUUUUACAAGUUUCUGAGAAAAUUUUUGAGCAAACGUAACCUUUUUAGGCUGUCAUUCAAACUAGUAACUUCUAGUAUCAAAAAAGUUUCUCUCACAAUUCCAAAUUAAUGUACUUCCAUUUUUAACUCGAAGCUUUACAUACUUUAAAGCUUUCCAUUUGAAAAAUUCAGUUCUAUCUGCGCAAAAACUUUAUAAAAAUAGUCUCUCUUUUUUCAGCCCAUCUGGCGGUGGAUCCAAAAGAACUUCAAUUGGAAUCCUGGACAUUUUCGGCUUCGAAAAUUUCAAUACAAACAGUUUUGAACAACUUUGCAUCAAUUAUGCCAACGAAUGCUUGCAACAAUUCUUCGUCCAGCAUAUUUUCAAAAUGGAGCAGCGUGAAUAUGAUGAGGUAUUUUUUUGAGGAUUCAACCUCUUCAGAAAGAUAUUUUGAAUGCAGGAGCACAUAAACUGGCGUCAUAUCAAAUUUGUGGACAAUCAGGCUACUGUCGAUUUGAUUGCACAAACCUCCCUCAACAUAAUGUCUUUGAUUGACGAGGAAAGCAUCUUUCCAAAGGUAUUACCAUUUUAAGUUUCUAUCAAGAAAUUUUUUCAAGGGGACUGAUAAAACGAUGCUCCUGAAACUGCAUUCAACGCAUGGAAAGAAUGAGUUUUAUCUUCAACCAAGAUCUGAACUUCAACGAGCUUUUGGAGUCAAUCAUUUUGCUGGCCCUGUAUUUUAUUCUACUCGGGGUUUGGAAAAAAAAAUCAAUCAUGAUCUUGAUAACUGAUUCCAGGAUUUCUUGAGAAAAAUCGAGACUCUUUCUCUGCUGACUUGUUGGCGUUGAUAUCUUCCUCAAAAAUGCCGUUUUUGGUUAGGCUGUUUGAUGACGUCGAGUAUGACAGCAAUAGCCGGUUUGUAAAGUUUUCAGAUCCUUUAAAGUUUCCCUCAGGAAAAAAGUGACAUUGGGAGGCCAAUUCCGACGGUCAUUGGAGCAAUUGAUGGCGCAGUUGACCCAAACUCAACCGUUCUUCAUCAGGUGCAUCAAGCCCAACGACAUGAAAAGAGCCUUGGUUUUGAGAAGUUGCAUCAAAAUAUUUAGAAUCUUUUUAAGGUCAUGGAUCGAGAAUUGGUUCUGAGACAGCUGAGGUACUCCGGUAUGAUGGAAACUAUCAGAAUUCGACGAAGUGGAUAUCCUAUUCGACACGGCUACAUGCAGUUCGUCCAACGCUAUCGCGUUCUAGCUCCAUCUCUGAGUUGGACUUUUGUGAUUAUCUCUUAUGUUGUUCUGAAAUUAAGAAGGACCGACCGUUAGUCUGAAUGUUCAUGAAGCUGCCAAGCAAAUUUGCAACAACGUUCUUGGCCAAAAUGCAGACUACCAGCUGGGAAGAACAAAGAUCUUUUUAAAAGAUCGUCAUGACUUGGUUUUGGAGCAGGUUAUCUGACAUAAACGAAAUAUAGUGAUACCUGAAAAUUCAGGAGUACUACCGUGUUCUGAACUCACGCGCAAUCGUUAUUCAAAAGUGUGUUCGAGGCUGGUUGGCCAAAAAAGACUUUAGUCAACGACGUCAAGCAGCGAUCACAAUUCAGAAGACGUGGAGAGGAUAUGAGCAAAGAAAGCGAUACAAUCAGGUUCUUUUUGUGAAUUUUUUUUUUGAGAUUUAUUCGAAUAUUCAGAUAAUCUCCGGUUUCUCAAGAUUGCAAGCUCUGUUACGGUCGAGACAGCUCGUGUCACAUUACCAAUCUCUUCGAAAGUCGAUCAUCCAGUUUCAAGUGCAUUUUGAGAUUAUUCUUUUCAUUAACUCAUUUCAUUAGGCUGUAUGUCGUGGAAGUCUGCUACGGCAGAAAGUCCGCGAGCUUCGUCGAAAAGGUCAAAGAAAAGCUCCAGCCGAAGUUGCAUCACCCAACGAGUCGAUUAGAUCUGAAACCCGAGAGGACGAAUUGGUUAGUUAGUAGAAAUAAAUAAGUGGCACAAAACACGCUCAUAUCACUUCGCCGCACUUAAUUGCAUUUGCAAAUAAUCAAAAUUUAGUUCGCUCUGCUGAACGGAAGAGGCUCACAGGUAUUUUAGUUCACGCAUAUUUCCAUAAUCACUUUUAACAUGGCAUGCUGAGAUUCCCCUAUUGCAUUUUUCACUGUUCUUCACUUCUUUCUAGAAGCUUGGUUGGAUAUGGAUGAUCAUUAUCUCGAUCCUGUUUCAGCUCGACGACCUUUUCGAUUUUCUUCCAUCUGAUGGGAAAAACGGCAGCGACAACGACAGCAACAGCAAUAGUAGGAGGGGCUCUGUUUCAAAGGUUCAUUCAAAAAAAAAAGCGGAGUAAAAAUCUUUUUACAGCCCUCACCAGUUCUCGAAGCGCCGCCACUGCAGAACGGUACACGUGACGUUGAAGAAGAUCUGAGCAAGUAUCAGUUUGGAAAGUUCGCAGCAACAUUUUUCCAAUCACAGGUUGAAAGAAAAGCCUGAUUCGGUUUGAAUUCAUUUUUUCAGGCUUCUGCUACUCACAUCAAAAGACCAUUAAAAGCUCCGUUAUUGACCCAUUCUGAGCCUAGCACUCAGCUGGGCGCUCUGGCUGUCUGGACUGCAAUCCUCAGGUUCAUGGGCGACCUUCCAGAUGUAAAACUCGGAUCUUCGAGCUCUGGGGAAAACGCUUACGUGAGUUGAGAGAAUAAAAGUUAGAAGUCAUUGUGAAACAGGACAAGACACCUGUUAUGAGCCGACUACACGCAACUCUCGGAAGAAAGUAUAGUGCUCGAGACGUUGAAGAAGCUUCCGUCAGUAGCGAAUACGGUGGAAUGAAAACUUUGAAGAAAGGCAUGGGCAAGAAGCUCAUCAGCAUGACUCUGAAAAGAAAAAGCAAGCUCGCCAGUUAGUAAAAUCCUUUUUUUCCAUCGUACGCUCUGAAACUUUAAGGUUCAUCGGAUUCUUCAUCAAUUUCUUCCGACAGUUCUUCUGGAUUCAACGCUCUUCUGGAAAAUAAGCCGAUGAGCAGCUUGGACAAAUUGCACUACAUCAUCGGACUUGGUAUCCUCCGGGAAGACAUGAGGUUGGCAUGGUCAUUUCAAUUUAAAGGAAGGAAUCUUGUUCAGAGAUGAAAUAUAUUGCCAACUCUGCAAACAGCUCAGCAACAACCCUUCAAAGUUGUCAGCAGCCAGAGGCUGGAUUUUACUUUCUCUUUGUGCUGGUUGCUUCGUUCCUAGUGAAAGGUUGAAUAAUAAUUCAAGAAGAAUUUAUCAAUGAGUUUCAGGUUCAUCAAGUACUUGUACUGCUUCAUUCGGGAAAGAGGACCUUCUGGAACUGGAUACGCACAGUACAUCGAAGAAAGGUUGAGACGGACCCAGGCUAACGGAACUAGGCGCCAACCGCCGAGUUAUGUCGAGCUUCAGGUGGGAGAUCCCUGAAACAGAGGUUAAGAGGAAUUUUCAGGCAAACAAAUCGCAAAAGCCAGUCGUUCUCGCAGUAACUUUCAUGGACGGAUCUGUCAAAACACUUUGUGCCGAUUCUGCAACGACGUCUUCGGAGCUUUGCAAGCAACUCGCUGAGAAAGUUGGACUGUCGGAAAGCUUCGGGUUCAGCCUGUACAUUGCGCUUUUCGACAAGGUUCACAUUUCAAAGCAAGAAUGAUGAUUUUAUUGAGGUUCAGGUGUCUUCUCUUGGGUCAGGCAGCGAUCAUGUCAUGGAUGCCAUUUCUCAGUGUGAACAGUAUGCCAAAGAGCAAGGUCGUCAAGAAAGGCGAGUUUGCUGAAAAAAUAUGAUCUCCUAACAGUACAAAAAUUGAAGAAUGAAUGAUGAAAAUUGUGGAAUCUUGAGCAUUGAAGAAGAAAAAAAACUUGUGGAUAUCCGGAAAAAUUUGCCAUUUUCCUUAUUGUUUUUUUUACACCUGUUUGCUGUUACAAAGUUUCCUUUAAUAUACUUCGCCUAACAAAUGCAUGUUUUUCAGAAACGCUCCAUGGAGAUUAUUCUUCCGCAAAGAAAUCUUCAGUCCCUGGCAUGAUGCAAGGUGAAAAUUAGAAAUUAACCAAUGAUCAUUUUUGAAUACUUUUCAGAGAAGAUCCAGUGAGCACAAACUUGAUCUACCAACAAGUGAUCCGAGGAAUCAAGUAUGGUGAAUAUCGUUGCGACAAGGUUUUCUCAAAACAAGCUUUCCAAGAAGUUAUUCUUUCCCAGGAUGACGAUUUGGCGGCCUUGUGUGCCCAAGAGUACUACAUCGAUGAAGGCAACAUGGAGGUGUCCAAACUGGAGGCUCAGCUUUCGAAUUACCUUCCGGACGACGAGUUGAGCGGAAAAGAUAUGGCCGUAGAGCGCUGGACUCAGACAAUAAUGCACCAGUACAGAAAGGUUUAAUUUUCAGCUUCUUGGCGAAAAAAUCGUUAAUUUUCAGAAGUUCACUUCAAGACAGCCUACCUCACAAGAAGUGAAAGAAGAUAUUGUGGGUGUCGCCAAAUCAAAAUGGCCUCUUCUAUUCUCCAGGUGAUUAUUCUUGAUUUUUUGAGUGAAUCCAUAUAAUAAUCAGGGGACCAUCAGAUAUUUACUUCGAUUCUGAUCAUGCAUGCUUGAUGAGAAGCUACUUUUUUAAUUUUCGAACAUUUCAGGUUCUAUGAAGCUUUGAAGUUUGCCGGUCCACCCCUACCGAAGAAUGAAGUGAUAAUAGCAGUCAACUGGACCGGCGUCUACAUUGUAGAUGAUCGAGAACACGUACUUCUUGAGUUCAGCUACAUUGAAAUCGCAAAUGCGGUAUAUGGAAAGUGAGUUCAAAGCUUCCGACUUCCUUUUCUCAAUAUUAAAAAUUGAAGAGGAAGAAGGAGUUCUACUGAUACCUGCACCCUGCGUACGAUCGGCGGCGAGGAGUACACUUUCCAGUCUCCAAACGCCGAUGACGUGGUGUCUCUGGUCAAUCUGUUCCUGGGAGGCUUGAAAGAAAGAAGUCGAUACUUGAUAGCCGUCAGACCUCAAAAGGCCGAUAGUAUGUUUUUUUUCCUGUGGUUUCAAAAAUUUGGACUUUUGCGAAAUCUCCUCUUUUCGGGAGGUUUUCACAAAUCAUAAAAUUUCAAGCAUUUUUUAAAAAAAGUCUGUGUGACAGUUGAACCUUAUUAAACUAUUUCAGACGCCGGAAGUUUCCUCGAGUUUGAGAAGAGCGAUUUUUUGAUCAUGAUAAACGACUUCAAUGGGAAAUCUCUUCUGACGGAGAGCACUGUCAAAGUGAGAAUUUGAUCUUCAUUCAUUUGAAACAUGUGUUUUUAGGGAGAGAACGAGAGAACUUGUUUGUCAGGUUUAAUCCGAACAGAAAACGUUUACGUUCUACCGACCUUAUCAAAACCAAAUCGCAACACAUUGGUCUGUUUGUAGUUGUCAUCAAACAAUGAAAAAACUGUUCAGCAAAUGUUCCCGAAGGACACAGACUUUAAUCUUGACAUUCUGAAUAACAACAAACAGGUAGACCUGUGUAAAAAUUCAAUGAAAAAGAAAAAGUCUCAGGUGGCCAUUAUUGACCACGACGCAGAGCCGUACACACUAGCGCACUUUGCAGAAGAGAACUUCAAGUGGAUUCUGAAAGAAAAUCGUUGUUCAAAGUAGUUGAUUACAGUCAGUUAACCAGACGAACGGGAUCACAGUUAUCAUUGAUGACCCUGAAGAGAAAAGAAGCUCAGGUUGAACGAUGGAGAUUCAGCAGAGAGAAUAUCGACACUCCGUUACUCAAGAAAAUCAAUGGAAGGUGGGAUUUUAAUAGAGAAAUCAAGAUUAGAAGAUGAACUAUUCAUUGAAAUUUACCAAUGCUUGAUGAGUUCUGAAAAUAUUUCUAUUCAUUCAUACCCUACCUAAUUAGAAGUGCAGUUUCGCGUUUUGCGGUUAUGAUAAGUUACAGAAACUGAGAUCAACUUUAGCUGUCCCUGAAUUCAGAAAAGUUCACGCCAUGAGAAAAACUUGCAAUCACAUGCAAUUAAAAAAUCGUUCAGAGAAGACGCCGCCAAAGGUUCCUUGGAAAUUUUCGCCGGCAUUCUGAAGUAUAUGGGAGAUGAACCAACAAAACGAAGUCGUCUAGGAACCCAUCUCACUGAUCAUAUCUUCAAAUUGCCCAUUGCCAUGGUAGCUUUUAUUUUUCGCAGUUUAAAUUCCAUUCUAAACAUCUAGGAGAUUCUUCGAGACGAGCUUUAUUGUCAACUUGUCAAACAGUUGACAUUCAAUCCAUCUCUGUUGUCUGAAGAAAGAGGUUGGGAGCUCCUUUGGAUGGCCACGGGACUUUUCGCGCCAAGUCCCACUCUUGCUAAAGAGGUUUUUUCGAUCCCGUUUUGAUUCAUACAGGGAUUUUCUUUUUUACAGGUUUCGCUUUUCUUGAAGUCUCGACCUCAUCCAAUCGCCCUCGAUUGUCAGAACCGCAUGCAGAAGCUUGCCAGGUAAAAAAACAAAUCUCUUUUUGAAACAAAAAGAGAACUUUUUUAAGAGGUGGCAGUCGAAAGUAUCCGCCGCACAUGGUUGAAGUAGAAGCGAUACAACAUAAGACGACUCAAAUAUUCCACAAAGUAUUCUUCCCGGAUCACACCGACGAGGCCAUUGAAGUCGACUCUGCAACACGAGCACGCGAUUUCUGCCAAAAAAUCGGCCAGCGUCUCGGCUUGAAGUCGGCUGACGGUUUCAGUCUCUUCGUUAAAAUCAAAGAUAAAGGUAUUAUUUUGAUUAUAUUUUUUAUUGAAAAAAAACUAUCAGAAUAUUCUAAAUUUUUCGUUUUUGGCCAUCAAUUUUUCGAAAAAAUUCAACAUUUUACAAGUUCGCUUUUUUAGAAUAAACACUGGAUAGCCCGUCUUUUAUUUUUGGUUUUUCCUAAAACUAUUUUCUCGCAUUUUUUUUGAACAAUGAACUCUUGAACACUUAUUUACAUCACAAAGUUUUUCAAAAAACACCCGCGGGAGUAUUUCGACUAGCGUUCCAGAUCAUAAAUCAUGCUUUGCAUUGGAAUAUACCGGGAAAAAAUUCAAAAAGAGUUGAAAAAAAAUUCAGUGUUGGCUGUUCCUGAGACGGAAUUCUUCUUCGAUUUCGUCAGACAACUAUCCGACUGGGUUCAUAACAAUCACAUUCUCCAGAAGGUACAGAGUUCUAAAACAGAAUGAGUACAUAUUUUUAAAGGAAUCUUCGAUGGUUCCUCUGAACUAUCAAGUUUACUUCAUGCGAAAGUUGUGGCUCAUCGUCACUCCAGGGAACGAUCAACAGGCCGAUCUCAUUUUCCACUACUUCCAGGUUUCAAACUGAUCCGAAAUGUUGAAUUUUGUAUGUUUUGCAGGAGUGUCCAAAAUAUUUACUGGGUUAUCACAAAACCAGUAAGAAGGAUGUCAUUGACUUUGCUGCCCUUAUCUUGCGAGCUUCUACGAAAGACAACAAGGUGACUCUUGAUGAAAAAUCAUAGGAAAACUGAUUUUUAGAAUGCUCCAUUAGCGCAGAUUCCUCAAUUACUUGAUGAGCUUGUUCCAAAAGACAAUCUGAAGCUUUUCUCUACUAGCGACUGGAAGAAGGUUGGUAAGAUUUGAUUUCAUGAUCUUCUUCUUCUUUUUCCUCUUUUUUGUACGCCUUUGGACCGCUACGCCUUUGUACCGCCGCGUCGGCGCCCCAAGUCGAAUAGCCGGGUCCUAUACUGAAAUCGAUGAUAAUCAGUAGUUUGGCUCCUAUGAUCUAUCCGUCCUUGUGUGAGACGGCUGGGGAUUGUUGAGGACUUUGUUCUCCACUACCAAGACUUCUUAAACCCCUUGGUUGGGUCGAGGAACUUGUGACCCUGUUGACCGUAGACAGGCUACCAACCUGUUGCUCUACGAAGCGUUCCGAUUAGAUUUCAUGUUACUUGACUGUUUUUCAGAACAUCAGCAAUGCCUACGUUCGAGUGGAGCACCUCACAUCGGACCAAGCAAAGAUUGAGUUCUUAAAGCUGAUCAGCAAGUGGCCAACUUUCGGUUCAGCAUUCUUCCCGGUAAAACGAAUUCAAAAUGAGAUCACAGAACAUUCAAAAAUUCAGGUUUCUCAAUUUUCGGAUCUAAGCUUGCCAGACCGACUUUUGAUAGCCAUCAAUCAAACCGGUGUCAACAUUUUCCAUCCCGAGGACAAGAAGCUGCUGGUUCAGGCAAGUUAUCACCUGAAUUUUGUGAGAAAAGAUUCGUUUUUCAGUACCCAUUCAGUGUGAUAUGUAACUGGACAAGUGGCAACACCUAUUUCAACAUGACUGUUGGAAAUAUGAUCAAAGGCACCGACGGCAAGAAACUUCUGCUGGACACUACAAUGGUUUGACGAAUAUUGAUUUAAAUAUUUUUUAUUGGCAAUGAAUAAGAUGAUCCGGUUUUUUCUUUUCGGAAUAACUUUAAAAAAAGGUUUUGAAAAACCUUGCUUUUUUCACUGUCGGAACUUUGCAACUAGAACUUCGAACUACAAAUUUUGAAUAUCGAUUCGGAUUUUGACAAGAUACAAAAAGUUUCGAAAUCACGAAUGAAACCCUCUUUUUGCUGUGAAAGAGAGAACUUGACCUUCUAAACUUUCAGGGCUACAAAAUGGACGAUCUUCUGACGUCGUACAUCUCCGUGCUCAUUGCCAAUCAAGCGCAACCUGGCCAAAAAACGCGAGAAGCUGCCAUCUAA